This is a messenger RNA of Suricata suricatta (meerkat), 1391 nucleotides long. It is a transcript of the gene RAB26, whose product is annotated as RAB26, member RAS oncogene family. Gene Ontology annotation, molecular function: GTP binding; GTPase activity. NCBI's taxonomy places the organism in Eukaryota, Metazoa, Chordata, Mammalia, Carnivora, Herpestidae. The transcript has 9 exons. Bases 79 to 597 code for a protein of 172 amino acids. Gene Ontology annotation, cellular component: Golgi apparatus; endosome. The record is from RefSeq and is a predicted model, not a curated record.
GCGCGGCCCAACGGACCCCCGCAGCCCGGCCUGCCCUCGCUUGGCGGCCGCGACUUCUACGACGUCGCCUUCAAGGUCAUGCUGGUGGGGGACUCAGGCGUGGGGAAGACCUGCUUGCUUGUGCGCUUCAAGGACGGGGCUUUCCUGGCAGGGACCUUCAUCUCCACUGUGGGCAUCGACUUCCGGAACAAAGUUCUGGAUGUGGAUGGCAUGAAGGUGAAGCUGCAGAUCUGGGACACGGCUGGCCAGGAGCGGUUCCGCAGUGUCACCCACGCCUACUACCGCGACGCUCAUGCACUGCUGCUGCUCUAUGAUGUCACCAACAAGGCCUCCUUUGACAAUAUCCAGGCCUGGCUGACCGAGAUCCAGGACUAUGCCCAGCAUGACGCAGUGCUCAUGCUGCUGGGGAACAAGGUGGACUCUGCCCAGGAGCGCGUGGUGAAGAGGGAGGAUGGGGAGAAGCUGGCUAAGCAGCUGUUUGCAGGAGUACGGGCUGCCCUUCAUGGAGACGAGUGCCAAGACCGGCCUCAACGUGGACUUGGCCUUCACAGCCGUAGCCAAGGAGCUGAAGCAGCGCUCCAUGAAGGUCCCCAGUGAGCCACGCUUCCGGCUGCACGACUACGUCCAGAGGGAGGGCCGAGGGGCCUCCUGCUGCAGACCUUGAACCCAACUGGGCACUGCCACUGCACGUCCUCCGGGGGGCCCCUGCUCAGCCCAGCCCCACCGUUCCUGGGAUCGCAGACUGAGCCUUGCCUUUCCCUAGAGCCUCGGUUCCGACAGGCUUCACGGAGCCGGUGGUCUGCGGCCCCCUCCACCUGCUGCCGCCUCAGGGCCCUGCCCCCAAGGCCUCGAUGGAAAAGCAAAAGUGUCCCGUGCAGGGAGCCUGGUCUUGUGGCCAUGGCACUCUGCUGCCCUCUCCUGGACACGCCUGGCUCCAAGGCUGGGCCCCGGUGCCAGCACAGCGUGUACAGUGCCUAACCCCUCAGAAAGCCAUGUCUUCAGCGACGAACGCUCCCCAGGCAGGGAAAGGCCGGCCUCCUGUCCAUGCCCGGGACAGAGGGCUUCGCUGCACAUCCAAUCAUGCAUCUGUGCCCCAAGGACCAGAGCCACCUGCUGCCAACCCACACACUCGGAGACUCUGGUUUGUUCAAACACCAACAGGGUCUUCCUCUCGUGUUACCUUGAGAACGCCAAGUUUGCGGCUUUAUAAUACACGAAUGGCAUGCCGUGGGAAAUCAGUAAAUGUCAGGGAAGCUAGAACUGCCAGCCUAGCUGAGUCCUGGGCAGAGCAAAGUUAACGCAGGAGGCUGGCAGUGAGCUCCAUCUCGUAGGUCGGUUUAGAUUAAGAGUCUUUGUUUUCAGUCUUAGUGAAUAAAGUUGUGUUUUCUGGA